AUGCUCUUUGCCGUCUUACAAGUCUUUGUCCUCAUGGCUCUAUCCGCAGCCGCGGCUAGCACACCGGUCGCGGGUUUAUAUCCACGUUUACCUAUUGUUACUAGCGUAAGCUUUGAGAGUUUGGUAGAAGAUGAACGUGCGUAUAAGGACGGAAGUAUGUCAGAAGAAAGAGCGAGAGAGGAAGUAACCAAGAACGAACGUUACAAUAAGGUCGGCAAAGAGAGGGGCGGGUUGACACCUGGAGAUGGGCAGGCUUCUAGCGCUACAACCCUGGGAACCGUAUCACUCGGGGGUAUUGUUGCUGUGGGGGUUGGACUUAAUCUCAUCUACUGA
Messenger RNA from Morchella importuna, 333 nucleotides. RefSeq lists its product as uncharacterized. The record is from RefSeq and is a predicted model, not a curated record. NCBI's taxonomy places the organism in Eukaryota, Fungi, Ascomycota, Pezizomycetes, Pezizales, Morchellaceae. The transcript has a single exon. The coding region runs from base 1 to 333 and encodes 110 amino acids.